AUGCCAGCUCCCGAACGUGUCGUUAGGUGGGUCUUGCAAAACUAUCCGCGUCCAACCAUAGAUUCGGAAUGGCUGUCGGAUUGUUGUGAUUGGAUAUCGAGUACAUACAACAUAUCGCCGUCCACCCACUUCCACGACUUCAUCACGCACGUCGAGGCACAGCUCCUCCAAUCCAAUCUCGAGGACUCAACAGUUCCUGGUACCGGUUUGGAUGCGGAGCUUGUCCGAAUUGAAGAUCAAACUACCGGUUCUGUCCCGUUGUUGGUAGAAAUUAGGUCUAUCACCGAAAUCGCGCAUUCUGCAUUUAGUCUCCUAAACAUUCAUCAGACGCGCCUCGAUCGUGCCGAUCUCGGUUUGGCCGUCGAAACUCGGGAUCAUCAGGAACAUGGACAAGGACGGCAAGAUGAAGAUCAAGGUCCCAUUCCACGUUUCCCCCGUGGCAUGCUUCGCUUCGAGUUGUCGGAUGGACACACCCUCUUCCAGGCGAUAGAAUUUAGGUCCAUGCCUGAAUUGGUGCUCGGAGAGACCCCAUUAGGUUUCAAGGUAUGUUCUUUGUACUGUUCCUUGGUUAUUUUGUAUUUCCCGUCACCGUUAUUCAGUGACAUGCGCCCCUAG
Messenger RNA from Pisolithus orientalis, 615 nucleotides. RefSeq lists its product as uncharacterized. The coding region runs from base 1 to 615 and encodes 204 amino acids. The record is from RefSeq and is a predicted model, not a curated record. Lineage: Eukaryota; Fungi; Basidiomycota; Agaricomycetes; Boletales; Pisolithaceae. Gene Ontology annotation, cellular component: RecQ family helicase-topoisomerase III complex; nuclear body. Gene Ontology annotation, biological process: double-strand break repair via homologous recombination; resolution of meiotic recombination intermediates. The transcript has 3 exons.